Emys orbicularis (European pond turtle) is the source of this 2013-nucleotide messenger RNA. Its product is annotated as cytochrome P450 2K1-like. The transcript is spliced from 14 exons. The record is from RefSeq and is a predicted model, not a curated record. Gene Ontology annotation, cellular component: mitochondrion; cytoplasm. Gene Ontology annotation, molecular function: glycine N-acyltransferase activity; heme binding; iron ion binding. Gene Ontology annotation, biological process: xenobiotic metabolic process. NCBI's taxonomy places the organism in Eukaryota, Metazoa, Chordata, Testudines, Emydidae. The coding region runs from base 1 to 2013 and encodes 670 amino acids.
AUGUAUCCUUAUAUAUGUCUAUCUGUUCCCACCCAGGCCAUUGCUAGAUGCUUUGGGAAGAUGCUGGUGCUGAAAUGUUCCAUGAAACUGCAGAUGCUGGAGAAAAUGUUAAUGCAGAACUUCCCGGAAUCACGCAAGGUUUAUGGAGCAGUGCUGAAUAUCAACAGAGGCAAUCCCUUCAGGAUGGAAGUGGUGGUGGAUUCGUGGCUGGAUUUCAAAGUUGUCAUUACCAGGCGGCAGAUGGAGGAUGAGAUGGAUGACCUUGACCAUUACACCAAUGCCUAUGCAGUUUUCUACAAGGACCUACAGGCUUACCAGGAGCUACUGGCCAACACAGAUACCAUCAACUGGGAACAGAACUUUCAGAUACAAGGGCUCCAGGAUGGAUUAUAUGAAGCAUCCAACACUGUUGCUAUGUCUAAACAAGUCUAUGUGAAACUAUCCUCUUUCCAGAUGUUUAUCCUCCCAGACCCUGACAUGCUGCCAAAUGUCAGAACUCAGAUGGAUCCUGCACCGAGACUGGCUUACCUUGAUGUCUCUCAUGCCAGCCUGCUGAAUGAAACCUGGUCACGGGGAGGCAACGAGCAAUGCCAGAGGGGCUGGAAUAAGAGAGCCUGCCUGAAUUUCCCCCCAGGACCACGACCUUUACCCAUCCUUGGAAAUCUACUUCAGCUGAACCUGAAGAGACCUUACCGAACUUUGCUUGAGCUGUCUGAGAAAUAUGGCCCAGUCUUCAGCAUUCAGAUGGGACCCAAGAAUAUGGUGGUGCUGUCGGGAUACAAGAUGGUGAAGGAGGCUCUUGUGAACCAAGCAGAUGCGUUUGCAGAAAGGCCUAAAAUCCCAAUAUUUGAAAAAUUUGCAAGAGGAAAUGGUAUUCUUUUUGCUCAUGGUGAAAACUGGAAAGUGAUGAGAAGAUUCACUCUCACGACCUUACGGGAUUUUGGUAUGGGCAGGAGGACCAUUGAGAACAAAAUCCUGGAAGAAUGCAAUUAUCUGAUAAAGGAUUUUGAAUCCCACAAAGGAAGCGCCUUUGACACCAUGAAGAUGAUGAAUGCUGCCGUUUCCAAUGUCAUUGUGUCGAUAAUGCUCGGACACCGGUUUGAUUAUGAGGAUCCAAAGUUUCUCAGGCUUAUCCAUUUAAUUAAUGAAAGUGUCCGGCUUUCUGGGAGUCCCAUGGUUACGCUGUUUAAUAUGUUUCCCGCCCUUGGGUUCCUACCAGGAAAUCACAAGACUAUCUUUAAUAAUCUGGAAGAACUGUACUCCUUUACUCAGCAGACUUUCAUCGAACACCUGAAGGAAUUAGAUCCCAAUGACCAGAGAAGUUUCAUUGAUGCCUUUCUCAUCAGGCAGCAGGAGGAAAAAUCUAAUUCCAAUACCCAUUUCAAAAAUGAGAAUUUGCAAAGCCUUGUGAGUAAUCUGUUCACAGCUGGGAUGGAAACAACUUCCACCACACUCCGCUGGGGCCUUUUGCUUAUGAUGAAAUACCCAGCCAUUCAGAAAAAAGUCCAUGAAGAGGUUGAAAGGGUUAUAGGAUCUGCCCAGCUUCGUUAUGAACAUCGGACACAAAUGCCGUAUACGGACGCAGUCAUCCAUGAAAUUCAGAGGUUUGCUAAUAUCCUGCCAAUGAGCUUGCCUCAUGAGACUACUGAGGAUGUCAGACUUAAUGGCUAUGUUAUUCCUAAAGGUACUUAUAUCAUCCCCUUACUGGCCUCUGUGUUGUAUGACAAGACUCAGUGGGAGAAGCCUGGAGAAUUCUAUCCUCAGCAUUUCCUCAGCACAGAUGGAAAGUUUGUGAAGAAUGAGGCAUUCAUGCCUUUUUCAGCAGGUCGGAGGAUUUGUGCAGGUGAGAAUCUUGCCAAAAUGGAGCUCUUCCUCUUCUUUACAAGCCUGCUGCAGAGGUUCACUUUCCAUCCUCCUCCUGGAGUUACCAGCUCAGACCUGGACCUCACCCCAGCAGUUGGGUUUACCACGCCCCCAGUGCCCCAUAAGAUCUGUGCUGUGCCAUGCAGAUAA